AUGAAACUAUCUAUCUUAUCAUUGCUUGGAUUCUUGACAACAGCAGCAGUAGGGGUAGUGGGCUCUGAGAUAAACCCACUUGAACCUCAAAUAAUUGCAGAUCAAGUGACAAAUGGGGAACACAAACGUCAAUCUGAUGAUGAAUCAAACUCUCAACUUAAAUCCCAAUCAAAGAUGGAUGUCCCUCCUACAUUAUCAAUGAAAGAAUUUGACAAACUCACUCGAGAAAAACUUGUACUUGUUGAAUUUUUUUCGCCAUAUUGCCAUCAUUGUAAAGAAUUUGCACCAACAUGGAAGGAAACCUAUAUAAAAUUUGUCACUGAAUACCCUGAUUUGAAUAUUGAAAUGAAACAGGUCAAUUGUAUUGAAAGUGGUGAUUUAUGUGAGCGUGAGCAUAUAGAUUUUUAUCCUAACAUAUUGUUGUAUGCCCCUGCCGUUGAUAAAGAUGGCAAGAAAACUGGGAAACUGAAAAACAUUGAUUCAUUUCCAAGAAAUCUCGAUAGAAAUGUUGAGAAUAUCAUCAAAUAUUUACGAGAAGCCACGGCCGAAUUCGAUUCAGGUGCAAUUAAUUUACCCAGUUCUUCACAGUUGUUAGAUGUUGACACUAUGUCUAAGAUCAUUGAUGGUAAUAUUUCUACUCCAAUGUUUGUUUCAUUUUUCCCGGCCACAAAGAGGCAAUGGAAAAGUGUAGAGCAUCGAGGUAGGUUGGGGUUCUCGAAUUGUGAGGAUUGUUUACCUGCAAAACAAAUAUGGGAUCGAUUAUCAAACAAAAUUUUGUCAAUUUCUGAUACUGGUCAUUUCAUGUGUCGUGAUCAUAGAGAAGUUUGUGACAAGUUGAAGAUAACCAGUAACAAUGAACCUCAAUUUAUUAUGUUUUUACCUGAAUCAAUAGGGGCCGUUCGUUUUGAUUAUAACGAUUACGUCGAUGUAAAUAGAAUGAAAUGGUGGGUCCAGAAAUUAUUCCAAAAUUCUCAAUUUGAAGUUGUUUCUGCUCGUGGUAUUACCGAAGUCAUGGAAUACACCAAAGUAUUGUCCCAUGAACCUAUUGCCCAAUUUUAUCCUUUGAAAAGUAAAAUAACCGUAGUGUUUUAUUAUGAUAUUGAUAAAGUCACUGAAGAAGAUGAAAAAAUAUUACCCCAUUUACUCAAAACAAUCCAAGAGUCUCCGUUUAAUAUCCAAUUACACAAGGGAAAACAUAAAAAAAUUGAAGAAAAUGUAUUGACUAUGGGUCAAAAUUUAAUUGAAUAUAUAAAUUAUGAUGAAAACGAUAAAUAUGAAUUUGAUAAAUCGAUACAAGUCUUGACUACAUUAACAACAAAACCAACAAUACUUGUUUUCAAAGAUAACUCAUUAAUUGCCGACGUUUAUCAAAGUCUAUCUCCCGAAGAUAUGAAAACCUAUGACAAAGUAGAGAGUUUUAUCAAUAGUAUUCAGUAUCCUUUGUAUGGCCAAUUAACCCCACAAUUGGCUCCUUAUUAUUUCAAAAACAAUGAAAAGUAUCAAGACCAUAAAGUUGUGGUAUUGUUUACUGAUUUACUGGACUUGAAGGGAACAGAUAAUCAAUUGUACAAAUUAUCGUUAGCAGCACACGAAUACCACCAUUUAAAGCAAAAAUAUUAUUUCGAUAGAUUUAAACAAAGUAAUCAAGUGAGUGCUGCCACCGUGGAAAAAUUACAAGAGCAAAAUCAAGAAACUAUUGAUGCAUUAAAAGAGCUACAACAAGUAAUACCAGAAUUGUGGGAGAAUGAUCAAGUCUUAUUUACAUUUAUUGAUUUGCCUAAUGCAUAUAAACAGUUUGGUGGGGUUAAAGGAUGGAGACUUAAUCCUAAUAAUUAUCAAGUUGGCGAUGUGGUGGUCUUGUCUAAAGAUAACCGCUACUAUUGGAACAAAGAUACCCAGGGGAACAAAUUAACAAAUGAACCAAAAGAAUUGAAAAAGGUUUUGAUGUCAUUAUUAGCUAAGGAUGACAAAUUGAAAGCAGCAAUAGUGGGUAGUCCCUAUGGAGGUGUUCUAGGGUUUAUGGAUUAUGUACAUGAUUAUGGUGUUUGGGGAUACAUUGGCUUUUUCUUGUCAAUUUACACUACUGGUUUUCUUGUUCUUCGUCUAGGAAGAAGAAGCAGUAGAAGAUGGUUAUUCAAAAGGCCGUCAUCAUCAACACCUAGCAGUGGCGGUGGUGGUAUUAUUGGUAAUAAUUUUACGCCUAAGAAGGAUUAA
Molecule: messenger RNA, 2214 nt
Organism: Candida albicans SC5314
Lineage: Eukaryota; Fungi; Ascomycota; Pichiomycetes; Serinales; Debaryomycetaceae
Product: protein disulfide isomerase
Exons: 1
Coding region: 1-2214 (737 amino acids)
Biological process (GO): protein folding
Cellular component (GO): endoplasmic reticulum
Molecular function (GO): protein disulfide isomerase activity
Source: RefSeq, a predicted model, not a curated record